Molecule: messenger RNA, 3645 nt
Organism: Pogoniulus pusillus (Red-fronted tinkerbird)
Lineage: Eukaryota; Metazoa; Chordata; Aves; Piciformes; Lybiidae
Product: B-cell CLL/lymphoma 9 protein-like
Biological process (GO): positive regulation of transcription by RNA polymerase II; canonical Wnt signaling pathway
Cellular component (GO): beta-catenin-TCF complex
Molecular function (GO): transcription coactivator activity; beta-catenin binding
Source: RefSeq, a predicted model, not a curated record
CAGUCCCCGCCCGCUGGCUGAGGAGGGGAGGGGCGGGGCGGAGGGCCGGUCGAGACCACUGCCCGGAGCGGGGAGUAAGAGGCGGUCCCGCUGGCGGAGUGAUCUUUUCUUGUGAGACGAGUAGUUCGCAACUCAUGGCCUCCACAAUGAGUACUGCAGUGUCGUGACACCAGAGUUCUUGCGUGCCCUGGAGAUGCGAGAGUCCCCCUGGGCGGCAGGAGGCACGCGUCUAGAGAAUGCUGGAGCUGCCGGAGGGAAGCGCCCAGGGCAAAGCCAGAGAGGAGCCAAGAGGAAAAAGGCAAGCGGGCAGCCGGCGCUGAGAGAAGCGGGCGCUAGGAAGCGCUUCGACGCUGCCUCUGGCGGCACGCUCCCCAGGGGGACUUGACGAGAGCCCAUCUGCGUCUGUGUGAGACUGUGAGCUCAGGAUUCCUGUCAAUGCAUUCCAGUAACCCCAAAGUGAGGAACUCCCCGUCAGGCAACGCACAGAGUAGCCCCAAAUCAAAGCAGGAGGUGAUGGUCCGUCCCCCUACAGUGAUGUCCCCGUCUGGCAACCCUCAGCUGGAUCCCAAAUUCUCUAACCAGGGCAAACAAGGGGGCUCCACCAGCCAGUCCCAGCCCUCUCCCUGUGACCCUAAAAGUGGAGGUCACCCUCCCAAAGUGCUCCCUGGCCCAGGUGGGAGCAUGGGGCUGAAGAAUGGCUCUGGAAAUGGUGCCAAGGGGAAGGGGAAGAGAGAGAGGAGCAUUUCAGCGGACUCAUUUGAACAGAGGGAAGCUGGGACUCCUAACGAUGACCCUGAAAUCAAAGACUGCAAUUCUGCUGAUCAUGUGAAGUCUCAGGAGUCUCAGCACACACCACACUCCAUGACUCCUUCAAAUGCUUCAGCCCCAAGGUCUUCCACACCUUCCCAUGGUCUGACUGCCUCUUUGGAGCCAGCAAGUGGACAGAAGACUCCAUCCAAAGUGGUUUAUGUGUUUUCUACUGAGAUGGCCAACAAGGCUGCAGAAGCUGUGCUGAAGGGACAGGUGGAAACCAUUGUGUCCUUUCAUAUCCAGAACAUCUCAAACAGCAAGGCGGAACGAAACACUGUACCCUUGAACCCCCAGAUCACUGCACUUCGGACUGAACCCAAGCUGCCACAGACCCAGCCCUCUGCUGCCCAGGACCAGAACCCUCCCCAGAAUGCCAAAAUGCAGCCGACUCCACCUGUGUCAGCACCGGUAUCCAAAUCCACUGGCCCUCCGUGUCCUAUAGAUCAGGACAGUCCCAGCGUGGAAAGCAAAGUGAUGUCUGUGGGCAGCCCUGCAAACUCUACCCCGUUGCAGACAGAAGGCUUCGGGCAGAGUUCAACCCCCAAUAAUCGAGCAGUGAGUCCAGUUUCUCAAGGUAGCAAUAGUUCUGCUGCAGACGCCAAAGGUCCUCCCCAGCAGGGGUCUGGCGGGGAGGCCCCCAGCUUGGGGAAUCCCGACGGCCUGUCGCAGGAGCAGCUGGAGCAUCGGGAGCGCUCGCUGCAGACCCUGAGGGACAUCCAGCGCAUGCUCUUUCCUGACGAGAAGGAGUUCACGGGGGGGCAGAGUGGGGGGCCGCCCCCCGCUGCUGCCGUGCUGGAUGGGCCCCAGAAGAAACCCGAAGGGCCCAUACAGGCCAUGAUGGCUCAAUCCCAAAGUUUAGGCAAAGGGUCAGGGUCUCGGACAGAUGGAGGGGCUCCGUUUGGCCCUCAAGGACACAGGGACAUGCCUUUUUCCCCAGAUGAAAUGGGGCCACCACCCAUGAACUCCCAGUCGGGACCCAUAGGUCCAGACCACCUGGACCACAUGACUCCCGAGCAGGUGGCCUGGCUCAAGCUGCAGCAGGAGUUCUACGAGGAGAAGAGAAGAAAGCAAGAACAGGUGGUUGUGCAGCAGUGUUCUCUGCAGGACAUGAUGAUCCAUCAGCACGGGCCUCGUGGGGUGGUCCGAGGCCCCCCCCCUCCCUACCAGAUGACCCCUGGGGAGGGAUGGGGACGGGGCCCGGAGCCCUUCCCCGAAGGCAUGAACAUGUCACACUCUCUGCCCCGGGGAAUGGCGCCUCAUCCCAACGUGCCUGGGAGCCAGAUGCGCCUGCCGGGUUUUGCGGGGAUGAUGACUCCUGACAUGGAAGGCCCCAGCGUCCCAAAUCCUGCCUCCCGGCCUGGACUUUCAGGUGUUAGUUGGCCAGACGACGUGCCAAAAAUUCCAGAUGGACGAAACUUCCCUCCUGGACAGGGUGUCUUCAGUGGCCCUGGCCGAGGGGAGCGGUUCCCCAAUCCGCAGGGUCUGCCUGAAGAGCUCUAUCAGCAGCAGCUGGCUGAGAAACAGAUGGGCCUCCCUCCUGGCUUGAGCAUGGAAGGCAUCAGGCCUGGCAUGGAGAUAAACAGAAUGAUGCCCUCCCAAAGACACAUGGAGCCUGGGAACAAUCCCAUCUUCCCUCGCAUGCCAGUGGAAGGGCCGAUGAGCCCCUCCAGGGGAGACUUUCCAAAAGGAAUACCCCCCCAGAUGGCCGCUGGCAGGGAGCUGGAGUUUGGAAUGGGACCCAGCAGCAUGAAGGGGGACAUGGGCAUGAAUGUCAGCAUGGGCUCCAACCCACCCCUGGUCCCUCAGAAGCUGAGGGAGGCAGGAGUCGGGCCCGAAGAGAUGAUGAAACUGCGCCCUGGUGUCUCGGAGAUGCUUUCCUCCCAGCAGAAGAUGGUGCCGCUGCCGUUCGGGGAGCACCCGCAGCAGGAGUAUGGCAUGGGCCCCAGGCCUUUCCUUCCCAUGUCUCAGGGCCCAGGAGUCGGCCUCCGGAACCUCAGAGAACAGAUUGGGCCUGACCAAAGGACUAACAACCGGCUCAGCCACAUGCCGCCACUACCUCUCAAUCCCGCCAGUAACCCCAACAGCCUCAACACUGCUCCCCCCGCGCAGCGCAGCCUCGGCCGAAAACCCCUGGAUAUCUCCACAGCCGGUCAGGUGCAUUCACCAGGAAUCAACCCCCUCAAGUCCCCCACCAUGCGCCAGGUCCAGUCUCCCAUGAUGGGCUCUCCCUCGGGGAACCUCAAGUCCCCUCAGACGCCCUCCCAGCUGGCAGGAAUGCUUGCAGGCCCCACUGCCGCAGCUGCCGCUGCCUCCAUUAAGUCCCCUCCCGUCUUGGGGUCUGCUGCUGCUUCUCCUGUCCACCUCAAGUCUCCAUCUCUCCCUGCACCUUCUCCUGGAUGGACUUCAUCUCCAAAGCCUCCUUUGCAGAGCCCUGGGAUACCCCCAAACCACAAAGCGUCUCUCACCAUGUCUUCUCCAGCCAUGCUGGGGACUGUGGAGUCUGGUGAGUGCCGCCUCUGCCAGCCAGGCUGGCUCUGGAGCUUGCGUUGGGUUGCUGCAGAGCCUGCAGCCAGGGCGGGGAGGCGGUUUCCUGCCGUGGCAGGAGCUGGAGGGCGCUUUGCGGGGUGCCGAGGGUCUGGUGGAUGCCUGCGUGGCCGAAGCACGAGUGCUUUUGCUCUUGUGUUUUGUGGGCUUGCCCCACGGUGGCCGCCUGUGUGUCCAGGCGAGCGGGCUGGUCACUCGGGACCUGAAGGAGUGUGGGGUCAGGAGGUGGGACAAGAUUGGCUGUGUUAGUGGGAGAAAGCUCUCUCGGGAGGGGUUUUGGCCUCUGCCGUA